Symbiodinium sp. CCMP2592 is the source of this 1365-nucleotide messenger RNA. Lineage: Eukaryota; Dinophyceae; Suessiales; Symbiodiniaceae. The record is from the annotation of a GenBank genome assembly.
AUGCCUGGCGAAGAAGUCACGCACAUCCGGCGGCGGACGAUCCGCUCACUGGCCGCACCAUAUCGCCAGAGUAACCGAGACGGCUGCUCGCCUCAGAUUUGCCUCGCGCUGUUUGGCCUCUUCGCGGCGGCGAUUGGCACACUCUUCGGCAUGUUCUUUUUCAGCAUGCAGUUUCGCAAAUACAACGUUUGGCUUGGUGGUCAGCUCGAGUGGAGGUGCAGCCUCGUUGUCUGCUCGUUGCGAUAUGCUAGGCCGAGUUCCCUUAUGGAAAGGGCACUCGACAAGGUCUUGCAGAAACAGUAUGCCUCGCCCGAGAUGGAGCAAUGGGCCAUCGAUUUCUGCAAUGGCAAAGUAGAGCUCUUCCCGACAUUGUGGAACCUGAACUUUUGUGAGAACAAGGGCCUCAACACUGUCCAGUACAAAAUGUUCGGAGCCUUCUGCGAGCCCAGCACGUACUCGGGAAAGUACAUCGAUGGGAAGAUAUGGGGCAUCAUGAGCUACACUUCCCGCACGGCAUUUAUCAUGACCCUGCUGAGCCUUCUUGCAACACUGAUCACGGCGGCAUUCCUGAUGAAGGACCACCAGACAUGCGCAAGAACGAAGAAGCCGCGGUGGGCAGUCUCUGAGGAGAAGACGGGCAAGUUUCGGCCAUAUGUGAAGAUCUGUGCCGGCGUAGCACCCUUGCUGCUGGCACUGGCUGCGGUUCAAUACCGGUGGUGCCUCGCCACCUUCGAGCUCUACGGCGGGAUCCCCAAGCAGACAACGCUGGUUGGACUGAUGGGCUCGGAGUCUUCCGAGGUGUCCGUGGCUUGGGCGGUCGUCCUCCUGUUUGCAGUGUCGCUUCUGGAGGGUGGCAUGGCAGCAGCGCUGCUUGCCGGUCCGCUCAGGAGACCCGAGAGGCCGCUUGGGCUGGACAUCUUCGACACCUGCAUGGACGUGCAGUUGGAGCGGCGGAAGGGCAAAGAGGAAGUGGAGCUCUCGGCCAUGAAGGCGAGUCCACCUUCGUCCAGCCGAGGAGCUGCAUCGUCAGCUGGUGCUCCAUGCACAAAGGCCCCGCCGCCCCGGACAGUGCCAACAACAUCACAAAGUCCACGGCCAUAUGCCUCGCAGCAUGGACCGCAGUAUCCGCCACCGAAUCUGGCGCAGCAGCCGCUGCAGUACCCUCCGCAGCCCCAGAGGCCGUUCAUGCAGCCAAUGACGGGCCCACCUCUGCAUUUGCCAGGCGGUCCAACGCUGCGGCCCAAAGCUUCGCUGCCCGACUUGCCCCCAGGCAUUAUCCCUUCGGCCUCCCCGCGGCAGUACCAUGGCUUCCAGGCGCAUGUUCCCCCGAACUGGGCCAACACCACCAUGCACACGAGCAGCUGA